CUGCCGGCGGCGCGGGGGCGGGGGCGGCGGCGGAGGGGCGGCGGCGUCUCCUGGCGGCGCGGCGGCCCCGCGGCGCCCGGGGCGGCUGUGGCGGCGGCCGGCGGCGCGGGCAGGCGCAGCCGCGGAGACAGGCCGAGGCCCCGUGGCCGGAGCCGUGCUGAAGCCACCAGGGCGCGAGGGUUGGAGCUACCCCCGAGGCCUCUCCCUGUCCUCGCGCGCAGGCUCAGGAGCGGGAAAUGGACGCGCGCUCGGCGAGUUUCCACUGCCCCGUGGUUCCAGAACAGGCUUUCGCCAAAGGCAUGAGGUCGAGCAGCGCGAGCAUCUCCCUGUGGACGGUCGUGGCGGCCGUUCAGGCCGUGGAGAGGAGCGUGGACUCGCACGCCGCGCGGCUGCUGAACCUGGAGCGGAGGACGGUGACAACCGAGAAGAAGUACUUUGACUGUGAGAAAACAGUAGUGGAUUUUGGUAACCAGAUGGAGAGCAAACUGGCCGUGCUGGGCACCCUCAUCCAGGAGUACGGGCGGCGCCUGGAGAGCAUGGAGAACCUGCUCAAGAACAGGAACAUCUGGAUCCUGCAGCUGCCCCCGGGCACCCAGGGCGAGGUCCCCAAGGUCCCGAUGGCAUUUGGAAAUGACACUGCUUCCUCUUCUGAGCGAGAGUGGGAGCAUCUAGAAGAAGGGCAGAAAGAGCUGUACAAAAAUAUGAUGAAAGGGAACUAUGAGUCUCUGAUCUCUCUGGACUAUGCAAUCUCCAAACCUGACCUCCUGUCCCGGAUUGAGAGAGGAGAGGCACCCUGCGGUGGGAACCAGGUGGACUCGGGAGAGAGAGACAUUCCUGCAGAACCAAGCACAGCAGAGUCUCUGGCAUUUACAUGUGACGUGAGCAGCCAGGACAACGGAGAAGGCGUGCAGUGCCUGAGAGGACAGGAUGACCCGAAGGAGAGAAUAAAUGCGCUGGCUGAACCCCAAGCUGCAGACUACGCCAUUCCAGAGCCAAGUUUCCCGUGCGUUGUGAAGCAAGAGGAAGAGGCGUGUGUGGAGGAGCGUGGAGCUACGGAGGAUGCCGAAUUUGCAGAGCUCAGCGUGGUUCCAGCAGAUGAGGUGCUGACGUUCAAAAUAGAAGAGGACUCUGAUGAAUCUCUUCAAAGCUCAGAGACCCCCAAGACUUUAUCCAGGGAAUUACAGGAGCUUGUUUUCCAGGGUCCCAGUGAGGAGCUGCCCUUUGAUAGUCAGUACAGCUCCCCGGUGCAGCAGAGAAACCAGAGGACGAGCGGGCUGGUACCACCUGCUCCGGCGGAGAGCAACGCUAUCACGUUUUACGGGCAAAGCUGUCCCGGUGAGAGACCUCACACGUGUGGUGCCUGUGGGAAGGGCUUCCGGCUGAAGAAGAUCCUCGCAACGCACCAGCAGAGCCACGACGCGCUGUGCUGUGGUGAGCGCGCUGAGCACGACGAGGGCUUCCUGCAUCAGCAGCGCUUCGAGCUGCGCCAGCAGAUCCACGCGGAAGACAGGACCGACGCAGCCGCAGAGCGCACGCAGAGCCUCAGGCAGAACAACAGCGCGAAAGCCCACGCCAGGGUCCCAGCCACGAACAAGGGGUACGGCAGUCCCAAAUGCAUGAAAAGCGUCAACACCAACGGCAGCUACAGGCCAAGUCAGAAGAGCCAGCUGCGGGAGAAGCCUUACAAGUGCAACAAGUGUCAGGAGAGCUUCUCCCAGAAGAAAACCCUUGUCAUCCACCAGCGUGUGCAUUCAGGCCGGAGCGGAGGGGUCCUGGGUUGCUCGUACUGUGGGAAGACCUUCAGCCACCCCUCCAAUCUGAUCCGGCAUCAGAGGAUCCACACUGGAGAGAGGCCGUACCAAUGCAGCGAGUGCUCAAAGAGCUUCACCCAGAAGCAGCACCUCCUCCAGCACCAGAAAAUCCACCUGCGUGAGAGGAACCGCGUGGGUACGCAGAACGUGAGAAAGGCACCGCUAGACAACUUCUUCUAGCUUGUGCUGGGCUUGCUCAGAUCCUACAGCCCCUGGAGGAGGUGGAAGAGGACAAAGUCUCUGUCUCUCUGCUGCUCAGCAUUGAAGGCUCUCUGACAAUUUAAUCAAAAGGUCCAUGCAAAGUAGGACUAGGAUUCACCCUGGCACCACUGCCCUUUUCGUCAUGGUGCGAUGGUAUGCCAUGGUACCUCCUAGUCAGCCUGAAAACCUCUUGAGGAUGAAAGUGUUUAGGACCUCUCCAGGUUUAAAGGAAGCACAUGGAAUCAGUUGGUUGAACUGGUUACAGCUAGGUAGAGUUUCUCUGAAGCAGCCACUCUUUGCCUGGAGUUUCCCUGGCUGCUCCCUGUGCUGAAGUUCUGCUGUGCUCAGUUUCAUGGGCAAGUUUGAGUUGCGUAUUCUCAAAAGACUCCUGGCAACUAAACGCACACACAAGGUGAGGCCUUGCUGGCAGUCUGCACAGAUGCCACAUGCACCAGGGUGAGGCAGCCAGUAAGUUCCCAACCCUCCGUGUGCCUCAGCACAGGCCAAAUGGUGUUUUCAUUGCUGCUACUGCUCAGGAAGCUAGCUGGAAAAAAACAGGUUCGGUUCCUUCUCUAGAGCCUAAAAUUGGAUUUAGUUUGUUGUAAAUGAUAAGUGUAGGGCCAAAUUCUGCUCUGAGCUGCUCUGAUACGCAUUGGGAUGUGUACCAUGGGAUACUCUAGACUUGCACUGCAGUAACUGUGGGGGGAAUUUGUUCCAUCGCCUGUCACUUCUUAACACGCCUAAAGGAGACGGCGUCAGCCAAGCUCCUGCUGAUACCUCUAAGACAAUUCCAGUGGAACUGAAUGGGGAAACCACUUGUUAGCCAGAGGUGGUGCACAUCUGUGCUCCCCUGCUGAAGUAAGUGUUGGGGUAGCGGUUUUUCUGGUGGUUGCCUGUACAUUAACACUUCUGUUCUGCUUAUUUAUUAUUCGUUGUCUUUUCCUGUCUUUAUCUCCCUUUCUCCCUGGGUAGCCUGUGGUACAGAUGUUUCUUGCCCUUUGCCUUUGAGGAUGAGCUUUCCUUAUAUCCCAAACAGUUACAGAAACAUUUCCCAGCAACUCGAAUUUGUUGAGCAACUUGCCCAACUAUGUAAUGCAACGCUGGGGCUCCCGUUGUUAUUUGACAAGGUCUGCUAGUUCCCACCAUCACUAAUCUGGGUUUAGAAACCCCCUCGGUUGCUUCCAGACCCCCAGGUGUCCGGGGGACGUGGGGAGGGUUGCAGGGGGCUUGUGAGGCCAGCUCAGAGCCUCUGCGCUGUCCAACUAACCUGCUUUUUGCCCGGAGCAGGCUGCGUGAGCGCUCCGGAGCCGCGCUGUGGGAACUGGCACAGAGCCACGCGUGCGGAGAUGUCUGCAGCUGCAGGUGUUCGCUUGGUGACCAACCGCCUGCAGCACUGUCCUCGCAUCUUCGUGCUGCUGGGGGCUUUGCUUUCGCGGUUUCUGAAGAGCGUGAGUAGGUCUGUGUGUGGCAAGCCUGUCUGUGCACGCCGUCGUUUUCUCAAGGUAGUAAGUCCACAAGGAUGGAGGAUUUCAUGUUCUGUCACUCCUUAAUGUUCAGUGGCCACUUGCUACCUUGAAGCAGCGAAAACAGACUAAUUUUCCUCGCACAUUUGUCCAGGUCUGACCAACAUGCCAGAGGAGACUCUCUUGGCAGUUAGCAGUAUGGGGCAUUUGAUACCUGGACAAGCAGUCUGGGUCUCGUCCGGGAAGCAGACAGACUAAUCAGCCCUUCGGUGGCUUCUUACUGACUCCAGUUGAAUUUCUUGUCUCCCUGUUACCCUUCUGUUGCCCAGACUGUGAGCCCUCCGGGGCAGGGAACUCGUUUGUUUCUAUCUGUUUGUAAAAUGCCAGUUAAAUUUGCAGCAGUAGAUACUUGAUUUUUAAUAAUAACAUUAAACUUGAACAGAUUAAA
Dromaius novaehollandiae (emu) is the source of this 3923-nucleotide messenger RNA. Its product is annotated as zinc finger protein 777-like. Lineage: Eukaryota; Metazoa; Chordata; Aves; Casuariiformes; Dromaiidae. The record is from RefSeq and is a predicted model, not a curated record. Bases 237 to 1991 code for a protein of 584 amino acids. The transcript has 7 exons. Gene Ontology annotation, biological process: regulation of DNA-templated transcription.